This is a messenger RNA of Rhodotorula graminis WP1, 402 nucleotides long. RefSeq lists its product as uncharacterized. The record is from RefSeq and is a predicted model, not a curated record. The annotation marks the transcript as partial. Lineage: Eukaryota; Fungi; Basidiomycota; Microbotryomycetes; Sporidiobolales; Sporidiobolaceae. The transcript has 3 exons.
CAGGGCUUCCUCGGCGACAACUCGAACGCGAUCUUGUCGUGGUACAACACCAACUCGGGCCAGGACUCGACCAACGGCAACUCGUGGUGCGGCUUCCCGUACGACAACAACGUCCCGGGCGUCGCGCCGUCGCUCAAGACGAUGCUCAACAACUUUGGCGGCGACUACGAGGCGGCGGCCAAGGCGUACUGCGGCCUCGAGCUCGUCGUGUCGACCCCGGACGGCAAGAGCAAGACGAUGUACAUCGCCGACGCCUUUGACGACACCUGGGUCCUCACGCCGUCGUCGCUCGACAUCAUCCACGGCUCGUUCACCGACCUGUUUGGCUCGUACACCGACAACAAGAACGACGUCGUCAAGGGCGCGUCCUGGAAGUUCACCGGCCAGCGCAACGACAAGUGA